AUGGAAGACGACCUCGAGCUACCACCUAGCACCGAGACCAAGUCGAUCUUCCACAUCUACGAGAAGCAUAAGUGUCAUAAAAGCAUUACGCCAGUCCUCGAUCCUACUCUGGAACGACGGUCUGGCCCAACGAUCAAAGAACAGAAGACUACACGCAAGGAGAAGAAAGAGCGUCAAGACGCUGGACUACUUAGUGUAGAACCAGACGAUAAUGCUUUCUUCCUUCACCGACCAUACCUCGCCUUCCACGUACCGCCUCGCGUCCUUUACACUGGCAGCAAUAAACACACCGCGCAACCAGCUAUCCUGGUACACGAAGGCUGUUUCUGGAAAGAGUACAGGCUCCAACUCCUCCCAUCGACCCUCGGCAUACUCGACCCACGCGGCGUAGUACCAUGGCGUCACAACGGCGGCGACAAGAAUGUGCUGAAAUGCGAUGACCACAAGCUCAAAGGGUACAAAGUGCGCACGUGGAGGUUGUGGGGUGAGACGGGCAAGGAACACGUUCGUUCCGUGAAGAACACCCGUAAGACGGGCGAAGGAAGAGAUCCCGAUGUGAAUACGAUGACGGAUGGCAAGUCGAAAGAGCCUGCGACGGCCGAAGAAGUGGUGUAUUUGCGGUGGAAGAACCCUCUCUCACGCCACACGAGAUGCUAUCACUUUCAAUAUGCUGGUAUCGACUUCUUUUGGAAAGGAACAGGUACUACCAAGGAGACUCGAACUUGUGGUGCUUUGUUGCGGUUCAACCAUCUGAAGUUAGUCGCUAGGCUGCCUGUGGCCGAAGAGAAGAAAGAGAGGCGAGAUGAGGUGUGUUUGGGAGUAUACACGUCGUCUGUUGCGAGUAGAAAGAGUGGUACUUUGGAGUUCUUUGAUCCUGUUAUCUUGCGUCUCAUCAAUGAAAACGCGCCCGAGAUGCUACUUCGAAGUGAGGAAGGGGCGGAAGAAGAAGAGGCGGAAAGUACGAGGAUCUUGCGGAUGAAGAGAAGUAGGAUCUAUCAGGUGUUUGUAGCUACUGCUAUGUGUAUGAUCAAGAGUGAGAAGGAAAAGAGACAUACUUUGCUGGAUUUGCUGGUGAAUGUUGCUGAAGGUGGUGCGGGUGGCUAG
Molecule: messenger RNA, 1104 nt
Organism: Alternaria infectoria
Lineage: Eukaryota; Fungi; Ascomycota; Dothideomycetes; Pleosporales; Pleosporaceae
Exons: 1
Coding region: 1-1104 (367 amino acids)
Source: RefSeq, a predicted model, not a curated record